Elephantulus edwardii (Cape elephant shrew) is the source of this 633-nucleotide messenger RNA. RefSeq names its product transmembrane protein 134 (gene TMEM134). The record is from RefSeq and is a predicted model, not a curated record. The transcript has 7 exons. Lineage: Eukaryota; Metazoa; Chordata; Mammalia; Macroscelidea; Macroscelididae. The coding region runs from base 79 to 633 and encodes 184 amino acids.
GCUAGAGGCGGGGCCGCGGCGACUAGGGGCAGGCGGCGUGGAUGGCGGCGGCGCUGGGCUCCUGAGCGGGCCGGGGCCAUGAGGGCCUCCCGGCCCCAGUUCAGCAUCGAUGACGCCUUUGAACUGUCCCUGGAGGACACAGGCCCUGCUCCCGAGCCCAGCGGGGUCGCCAGAUUCGGACCCCUGCACUUCGAGCGCCGGACUCGGUUCGAAGUGGCCGAUGAGGACAAGCAGUCCCGGCUACGCUACCAGAACCUGGAGAAUGAUGAGGAUGGAGCCCCAGCCUCACCGCAACCAGAUGGGGGAGUCGGCACCAGUUCCCAGUGGUCCUUCAGCAGCACCAGCACCCAGAACUCCUCCAACACUUGCUGCAGCUGGGUCCAGCAUUCUCUGAUCCAGAAGAAUCGCCGGGUGGUGCUGGCCUCCUUCCUGCUCCUGCUGUUGGGGCUGGUGCUUAUCCUGAUCGGCGUGGGACUGGAGGUGUCCCCCUCUCCAGGUGUCUCCAGCGCCAUCUUUUUCGUGCCCGGCUUCCUGUUGUUGGUCCCUGGAGUCUACCACGUGAUCUUCAUCUGCUGCGCCUUGAAAGGCCACGGCGGCUUCCACUUUUUCUACCUGCCCUACUUCGAGAAGUGA